Pterocles gutturalis (yellow-throated sandgrouse) is the source of this 1104-nucleotide messenger RNA. It is a transcript of the gene STK17B, whose product is annotated as serine/threonine kinase 17b. NCBI's taxonomy places the organism in Eukaryota, Metazoa, Chordata, Aves, Pterocliformes, Pteroclidae. Gene Ontology annotation, cellular component: nucleus. Gene Ontology annotation, biological process: positive regulation of apoptotic process; intracellular signal transduction; protein phosphorylation. The annotation marks the transcript as partial. The transcript has 6 exons. The record is from RefSeq and is a predicted model, not a curated record. Gene Ontology annotation, molecular function: ATP binding; protein serine/threonine kinase activity.
AGGAAGAUGUGCUGUGGUUAGAAAAUGUAUAGCUAAAUCCACAGGCCAAGAGUAUGCAGCAAAAUUUUUAAAGAAAAGAAGAAGAGGUCAAGACUGCAAAGCAGAGAUUCUUCAUGAAAUUGCCGUACUUGAAUUAAUGAAAUCUAAUCCUCGCAUAGUUAGUCUCCAUGAAGUCUAUGAAACAGCAAAUGAAAUAAUCCUGGUGUUGGAAUAUGCUGCUGGAGGAGAAAUAUUUGACUUGUGUGUCCCAGAUCUGGAUGACAGAAUUGGUGAAAGGGAUAUUAUAAGACUUAUAAGACAAAUACUUGAAGGACUUUGCUGCUUGCAUCAAAACAAUAUUGUUCAUCUUGAUUUAAAGCCUCAAAAUAUUUUGCUGAGCAGCGUCAAUCCUCUUGGUGAUGUAAAAAUUGUAGAUUUUGGUAUGUCUCGAAAGCUUGAGAAUUCUAGUGAACUGCGGCAGAUCAUGGGAACAACAGAGUAUCUAGCUCCAGAAAUCUUAAACUACGAUCCUAUUACCACAGCUACAGAUAUGUGGAACAUAGGUGUGAUUUCAUACAUGCUGCUGACACAAGAAUCUCCAUUUGUGGGAGCUGAUAAUCAAGAAACUUACCUUAAUAUAUCUCAAGUUAAUGUGGAUUAUUCAGAAGAAACAUUUUCAUCGGUUUCGCAGGCUGCCAAAGACUUCAUUCAAAAACUUCUCAUAAAAAAUCCAGAGGAAAGACCCACAGCAGAGGCCUGUCUUUCUCAUUUGUGGUUGCGGCAAGGGGAGUUCAUACUCUUGUGUAGCCCUGAAGAAACUUGUUGCUCUUCUCUGAUGCCAGGAUACACAGCAAAAUGCUCUGAAGAACGUAACAUAAAAUCCAGUUGUAAUGGUACCUGUAGCAACAAGGAAGACAAAGAAAACAUUCCAGAGGACAGCAGUACAGUCUCCAAACGUUUCCGUUUUGAUGAUUCAUUGCAGUAUCCCCAAGACUUCAUGACAGACUUGAUAUGUUAAUAUGUACUAAUGACUUAUAAAAUGAAUUCAGCAUAAUCUGUUCCAGUGGCGAAUAUAAGAUUAUGGCUUGCCAAUUUGUGCAGCAUUGCAGCGUUGGCGUACUGGAA